ACUGGAAAGAGGAAGAGAGAAGGGGAUAGACCAAAAAGCUGUUUUGAGUUGGAAAGGGGUUUAGGAAGAAGGAACGUGAGUCUGAACUGUGCUAACAGUGUGCUGUUUUUGAAGGAUUAACUUAAGAAGAAAAUAUUGUUUGAAAACAAUGACCAUAUGACGACAGGAAAGAACAAACUGCUUUCUUGAUCAAAUGUUUGAAGCAGCUUAUGGUACAUGCUAGCUGAAAGUUACUAAUUUUAAACAUUGCUACAACUACACCAACCACACAGUUGUAACCUGGCAAAGGGUUCUCAAGGCUUCUAUCCAUGGUAUGACUGAUCACUGCCCCAGCCCUAUAAUCAGAUCUGAUGAUGCUCUGGCUGGUUCUACUUGCCUGCUUUACAUCCCACGCUGCCAAUCAACUCCCGACAAACCAAAAGUCAUCCAUUACAUUUGAUCCUUCCCAGCUUAUCUGCAGUGCACCUGGACUUCCAGGAGUUCGUGGGCCUCCAGGUUAUCCUGGAUCUGCAGGCCCUAUUGGGAGAAUGGGAUUUCCUGGAAAAGAUGGUAUGGAUGGGAAAGAUGGUCAAAAGGGAGACAAAGGAGAAGAAGGUGAAAGAGGAAAACAAGGAAAAAGCGGAAAACCUGGCAUGAAGGGGAUACGGGGAGCUAUUGGCAAAGUAGGUCCCCGAGGACCAAGGGGUUUUAGAGGGGCUCAAGGUAGUUCAGGAAUACGUGGACCAAAAGGCACUAAUGGAAACAAUGGUGAGCUUGGUUUGCCUGGAAUCUGCAAAUGUGGUAUUAAUACAGCAAGAUCUGCCUUCUCUGUAGCCAUCACCUUCAGCUAUCCCAAGGAACGCAUGCCCAUCAAAUUUGACAAAGUUCUUUUAAACGAAGGAGGGCACUACAAUGUUUCCAGUGGAAAAUUUACAUGUGGUAUACCUGGCAUUUACUACUUCUCCUAUGAUAUUACCUUGGCAAAUAAGCAUCUUGCUAUUGGGCUGAUGCACAAUGGUCAAUAUCGUAUAAAGACUUUUGAUGCUAACACUGGUAACUAUGAUGUGGCUUCUGGUUCGACUAUCAUGUACCUAAAACGUAAAGAUGAAGUUUGGCUGCAGAUAUUUUAUUCUGAACAGAAUGGUUUGUUCUAUGAUCCUCACUGGGCUGAUAGCUUAUUCACUGGCUUUAUGAUUUAUGUUGAUCAGGACUAUCUCAAUGAAAUUGAAGAAGAACAAAUCUCCUAGAAAACUCACUCUUUGUACCAUGAACAUUAGACAUUUAAAAAUUUAAAUAGUACCUCCAUUAAAAUGGAGACAGAAGAGUGUCGCAAGGAACCCAUGUCAACUGUGCUGAGCUCAUCAAUUUCAUCAACUUUGCCUCCAACCUCCACCCUGCCCUCACAUUCACUUGGUCCAUCUCCGACACCUCUCUCCCCUUUCUGGAUCUCUCUGUCUCCAUCUCCAGAGACAGAUUAACCACAGACAUCAUCUACAAACCCACUGACUCCCACAGUUACUUUUCCCACCCCGUCACUUGUAAGGACGCCAUCCCCUUCUCCCAGUUCCUCUGCCUCCGCUGCACCUGUUCCCAUGAUGAGGCUUUCCAUCCUAGAAUAUCAGAGAUGUCUCCUUUUUCAGUAACCGGGGUUUCCCUUCCAUCACCAUCAAUGCUUCAAUGCUGCCCUUACCCGUAUCUCUUCCACUUCCCGCACAUCUGCCCUCACUCCCAUGCCCCCCCCACCACUGACAUAACAGGGACAGGGUUCCCCUUGUCCUCACCUACCACCCCAUGAGCCUCUGCAUCCAACAUACCAUUCUCCGCAACUUCCGCCACCUCCGACAGGAUCCCACCACCAGGCACAUCUUCCCCUCCCCACCCCUCUCUGUUUUCUGCAGGGACCGCUCUCUCCGCGACUCCCUUGUCCACUCGUCCCUCCCCCCCCCACCCCCGGCACUUAUGCCUGCAACUGCACCAAGUGCUACACCUGUCCCUACACCUCCUCCCUCGCCACCAUUCAGGGUCCCAGACAAUCCUUCCAGAUGAGGCAGCGCUUCACCUGUGAGUCCGGGGGUGUCAUUUAUUGUAUCCGGUGCUCCCUCCUCUGCAUCGGUGAGACCCGACACAGAUUGGAGGACCGCUUCGUUGAGCACCUUCGCUCUGUCCGCCGCAACAGCCAGGACCUCCCAGUGGCCACCCACUUCAAUUCCACAUCCCACUCCCACACUGACAUGUCUAUCCAUGGCCUCCUCUACUGCCACAUUAAGGCCAGAUGCAGGUUGGAGGAACAACACCUCACAUUCCACCUUGGGAGUCUCCAACCUGAUGGCCUCAACAUCGAUUUCUCUAACUUCCGGUAACUCCACCCCUUCUUUUUCUUCCCCCACCCCCCUACUCCUUUGUCUUCCCUUAUUCCUGUGGCUCCCUUCCCUCACCUUGAUGAUCUGCCCAUCUCUUCUCCUCCCCUCCUCUAUCCUUUAUUCCAUGGUCCACUGCCCUCUCCUACCGGAUUCCUCCUUCUUCAGCCCUUUGCCUCUUCUAACUAUCACCUCUCAGCUUAUUACAUCUUCCCCUCCUCCCCCACCUACCUUCCCCCUCUCACCUGGACUAGCCUAUCACCUGAACUCACCUAUCACCUGCCUGUGUGUGCUCGUCCCCCUCCCACUCCCCCACCAUCUUAUUCUGGCUUCUGCCCUCUUCUUUUCCAGUUCCGAUGAAGGGUCUCGGCCUGAAACGUCAACUGUUUAUUUCCCUCUAUGGAUGCUGCCUGACCUGCUGAGUUCCUCCAGCACUUUUUGUGUAUUGCUCCAGAUUCCAGCAUCUGUAGAAUUUCUUGUGUCACAGGGAACCAGUAAGUUUUUAAGUAACAUGUUUUCUGGGUGGAUUCAUUGACAAGGUUACACUUAGUGCCCAUCCUGGUCAGCUCGAGAAAGUGAUGAUGGGCCUUAAUGAUCGUUUUCAAAAUAGAAUGACUUGCUGGGCUACUUCAGAGGGCAUAGAAUCAGCCACUGGGCAUGGCCUGGAACCAUUUGUAGAUCCCGCCUGGAUCUUUGGACUUCACCUGAAGAAAACUGAACUAUUUUGGGUUUUACAACUCUCUAGCAGCUUUCAAGGUGAUUAUUUCUUGAAUAAUGGCCAUUCUUAAUUAAUCUAGCACCUAUCCCAGUACAGGAAAGGUAUACUGUUAUUUUUGCCACUCUCUGCCUUGACUGUUCUUGCUGUGCUGGCUUGCAUUGAAUAGUUUCCAAUGACAAAAACAAGAUCUGAUUUUAAAAUCACUGAUUUAAGGAGAAUGGGAGGUGGGUUGGGGGGUGCUUGGGACUAAAAGUGGUGGGGGGGGGGGAGGGGGAAGAGUACUAACUUGUGUGUUCAUGUUGUGUUCCAUUUCAACUCUGAGGAAUUGGGAGGUCUGAGAGGGAAAUCAUAAUUCCUUAGAAAAGUGCAAAGGUAGGGAUUCUAUGAUGCAAUUAAGACUCUGUGUUUGUUGGGCUUAAUAGAGGAACCAUCAGAGAUUGCAAGAGACAAGCAGAAGCAGGGCUAAACAAGACCAACAAGCCAGCCUUAAACUUACCUUGCCUGGGUGUCUUUCUCCUCCCCCUUCCCACUCCUCUGUCCCUCAUUCUCAUUUGCCUCCUACCACUCUUUACCCACCGACCUAAUGCUCCUGUCUGCCAGCCAGUUGGUGAUUUCGACUCUUCAUUGGGAGCCCAAUCACAGGCAUGGAAGUGAAACUUAGGAGACAAAAUCCCUCUGGGCUUCAUGUGACACCAGGGUAUGACCUGAUGACAUUCCCAAGUACCCAUGUAUUUGGGGCUGCAAACUUAUAUGCGUGAACUGCUAAUAUCAAGAUUUGAGCUCCUAUUUUGAAAAAUACACAACAAAUAUUCCCUUAUGCUCAAUAUAGCAUGGCGGGGUAUAUAAUCAUGGCACAAUACUCAAACUAAACCGCAGUCCCAUACAGCCUCAAGUGUGGGAGACAAAUAUAUUUCUGGUAGAUUUGUCAGUUAAUAAUUUAAAAAAAUCUCAAAAUUGACUGCAUACUGCUUUGUGUGACUCAGAUUUCUAACUAGUCUCUAUUUGGGUAGAGAUCUUGACUUUUUACUAUUAAUUUGGCUUUACUACACUUUAUUAAAAUGGAUUAUGAUGUGCAGGUAGGAGGCUAAUUACAUGAUGUGAUGCUGCAUUCAUUUGUGUAUUGUCUGGAAUCGGGAUAUUUUUGCAUUGGAGAUCUAUAAUUGGGGAACUUUUGAUUACAGAUGGUAUCCAUUAGAAAACCUGUUAGAAAAGUUGACAUUGUUGUGUAAGGGCAUAAACAUGUUGAAACUUGAAAUAAAGAACAUUUAUUUGGAAAGC
Messenger RNA from Pristis pectinata (smalltooth sawfish), 4332 nucleotides. RefSeq names its product C1q and TNF related 2 (gene c1qtnf2). Lineage: Eukaryota; Metazoa; Chordata; Chondrichthyes; Rhinopristiformes; Pristidae. Gene Ontology annotation, molecular function: protein binding. The coding region runs from base 351 to 1226 and encodes 291 amino acids. The record is from RefSeq and is a predicted model, not a curated record. The transcript is spliced from 4 exons.